Rhizophagus irregularis DAOM 181602=DAOM 197198 is the source of this 1286-nucleotide messenger RNA. The record is from RefSeq and is a predicted model, not a curated record. NCBI's taxonomy places the organism in Eukaryota, Fungi, Glomeromycota, Glomeromycetes, Glomerales, Glomeraceae.
GGUUAAAAGGAUAUUUUAUAAAAUCAUUUUGGGUAAUAACAAAAAAAAACACACCAUGAAUUUUUUAAAAGCAGAAAUCGAAAAUAAGCGUAAAUUCCUUGAAAAUAUACAUUCAGAAGAACAAGAACAAAAGAAAAAGAAAUAUGUUCGCCGAUCAGAUGUAGAGAAGAAAAGAGAACAGCAAUAUUUAGCCGAACAAGCGGAAAUAGAAAAAAAACGUGAGGAAAGAAAAAGACAAAAGAAUAAAACGCUCUUGUUACUUGCAGAACAAGAAAAGGCAGAAAAAUCUGCUUCGGAUAGUGAAGGUCAGAAGGAAGAGUAUGAUGGAAGCGAUACUUUUAAUAUUUCACCGGAGGAAGUAGUUCGUCGUUUAAGAGCGAAAGGUCAGCCAAUUAGACUUUUCGGUGAAUCUGAUAAAGAUCGUAAAACACGGUUACGUGCUCUUGAACUCAUCGAAGAGCGAACAGAGGGUCAACGUAACGAUUUUAUGAGGACUUUAGAAGAAAUGGAUACCAAUUUAGAUUUAGAGGCGUUGAAAAAGCAACAAGACGAAGAAGAAAGUCGAACUUCCAAGAAAAAGAAGACAACUGAAGAUUCUGUUUUGGAUAAUACUCCAAUUAGCAUUGAACUCCUAGAAAAGGAUCCAGACAAACUCUUUGUCCUUAUUUAUACGUUUUUAAGGCGUUUAAUUCGGGAAUGGGAACAAGAAAUGAAUAAUCGUCCGGAUCAUGUUAAGAGAAGCGUACAAGGUAAACUUUCUGCCGCUACACAAAAACAAACAAACGAGUACAUGCAACCUUUCUUCAGAACUCUUAAGAAAAAGUCAAUAGAACCAGAUGUACUAGCACGUGUAACAGAAAUUACACAUUAUAUGCAGAAACGCGAAUAUAUGAACGCGAACGAUGCUUAUUUAAGAUUAUCUAUUGGAAAUGCGCCUUGGCCUAUUGGUAUUACUUUGUAUAGUAUCCACGAACGUUCUGCUCGCGAAAAAAUUUUCUCUGCCCAGGUCGCUCAUGUACUUAACGAUGAGACAACGCGUAAAUGGAUUCAAUCAAUUAAGAGAUUAAUGACAUUUUGUCAGUCAAAAUACCCGCCAGAAGACAAUUCACAACUAAUGGGUUGAAAUCCAUACUUCUUUUUAGACAUUAUAACACAAUCCGUUAUUACGUAGUUUAGUUGACAGAAAUGUAAUACUAAUAAUAUAAAACAGAUCUAUAUAGAAAUAAAAAAUUUAAUUACUUUUUUUUUUAAAAAAAAAAAACCCAGUAAAAUAAUAAUAAUAAAAU